AUGGCCUUCUUUUCCAUGACCCAUAAGAUCAUUUCCUUUCUAUUUGUUUUAAUCCCUUAUGCUGCCUCACUUACCUUCAAUUUGAUAAAUAUCACUCCAAGGAAUCAGAAUCUAGACAUACUAAUCCAAGGUGAGGGAGCUAACAUCUCCAAUAGUGAAAUCCAGUUGACUCCGGAUUUAGUUAAUUCAGAUCUGACUCGGUAUGCUGGACGAGCAAUAUAUGCCAAGCCACUUCAUCUUUGGGAUAUCAGAUCUGGUGAACUUGCAAGCUUUUCUACCAAUUUCACCUUUGUUAUUGAUUCAAAUUAUAGUACAUCUUACGGUGAUGGCCUCACAUUCUUUCUUGCUCAGAAUAAUUCCCUGGUGCGUAUAGGUGCAUCAAUGGGACUUCCGUUACAUGGAGAACCAAACUCCGCAGCCAGCCAAUUUGUUGCUGUGGAGUUUGAUACGUUUUGGAACCCUGAAUGGGACCCAGUUAUAGGAAACGACACUAUCAUGGGUGAUCAUGUGGGUAUUGACGUUAGCUCUCUUUCUUCUGCCAAGUCUAAAAAAUGGUUAAGUGAUGUAACUGGUGGGGGAGUUUGUCAAGCCUGGAUUACAUAUGAUUCUGUUUCGAAAAAUCUUAGUGUUUCCUUCACUGGCUAUCAAAACAAUACAGUCAUACGUCAAGAUGGACUUUUUCACACCGUUGAUCUCAGGGAGGAGUUGCCUGAAUGGGUUAUUUUUGGGUUUUCAGCAGCGACUGGAAAUUUUUUCCAGAGUAAUACAGUGAGAUCAUGGACAUUUUCUAGUUCUGCAUUAAAGGUUGAUGUAAACAACCAGAUGCCACCGCCUCCAAGCCCUGAAUUUCUUAACCCGAAACCUGGUUCUGUAAAUGGAAAAAACAGCAAGGUGGGGUUAAUUGUUGGAGUAUCAGUUGCAAUAGCUUUUAUUGUUGUGCUUACAAUAUUUCUUUUGUGGAAGAGGAAGAAGAAUAAGAGAAGACACAAUGAAACAGAAAAAACAUUAGUUGAUACUAACAAGAAGGCCAAAUUUGUCACGGACAUGGGACCUAAAGAAUUCUCUUAUGAUGAAUUAGCUCAAUCCACUAGUAAUUUUACAGAAAGCACAAGGUUGGGGGAGGGAGGUUUUGGUGGGGUUUACAAAGGAUUUUUGAAGGAUUCAAACACAUAUGUUGCGAUCAAGAGGCUAUCAAAGAGUUCCAAACAAGGGAUUAAGGAGUAUGCAUCGGAAGUUAAUAUCAUUAGCCAAUUAAGACAUCGAAACCUAGUACAACUCACUGGUUGGUGUCAUGAGAAAGGUGAACUCUUGCUAGUCUAUGAAUAUAUGGAAAACGGAAGUUUAGAUUCACAUCUUUUCAGGGCCAAGAGUUUGUUGAAAUGGGACACAAGAUACAGAAUCGCCAAUUGUUUGGCAUCUGCUGUGUUGUAUUUACACGAGGAAUGGGAGAAAUGUGUUUUGCACAGAGAUAUUAAAUCCAGUAAUGUGAUGUUGGACUCCAACUUCAAUGCAAAGCUUGGUGAUUUCGGGUUAGCUAAGUUGGUUGACCACGAGAAAGGCUUGCAUACCACGGUAUUGGCUGGCACCUUGGGUUACAUGGCUCCUGAAUGUGCGAGGACCGGAAAAUCAAGCAAAGAAUCAGAUGUUUUUAGUUUUGGAGUUGUUGCUUUGGAAAUAGCUUGUGGAAGGAAACCCCUCGAGUACAAGGCUGAAGAAAAAAAAAUAUGGCUACUAGAAUGGGUUUGGGAGCUCUACUGGUCUGGGACUCUUUUAGAAGCAGUCGAUCCACUUCUAAUGUCAGAUUUUAAGGAAGAUGAACUUAAGACUUUGAUGAUUGUGGGGUUAUGGUGUGUACAUCCUGUUUCAGAACUUCGCCCAUCAAUGAGACAAGUGAUUCAAGUGCUGAAGUCUGAAGCUACAUUGCCUAUACUCCCCUCGAAGAUGCCUAUUUCGUCAUACUGGAUCCCUUCCAUCCCCCAACAUACACCAUCAAAUAUGGCCUCUAAUAGAGAUUCUUCAAACCAAUCAUUAUAUGUUGGUCGUUAAACAAUCAAGAAACCUUCUUAGC
Erigeron canadensis is the source of this 2068-nucleotide messenger RNA. Its product is annotated as L-type lectin-domain containing receptor kinase IX.1-like. The coding region runs from base 1 to 2046 and encodes 681 amino acids. Gene Ontology annotation, cellular component: plasma membrane. Gene Ontology annotation, biological process: protein phosphorylation. Gene Ontology annotation, molecular function: ATP binding; protein kinase activity; carbohydrate binding. Lineage: Eukaryota; Viridiplantae; Streptophyta; Magnoliopsida; Asterales; Asteraceae. The record is from RefSeq and is a predicted model, not a curated record. The transcript has a single exon.